CCCCCACCUCGUUUCCCCGCCGGCUGCACGCUCACAUGCAUCGGGUCGGACCGGCCGGCUGGCACUCAGUUGCCUUUAGCGCCGUGCAUCUCCGAGUCAGUCAGUCAGUCAUUGAGUCAUUGAGUCAGUGAGUCGGAUCGACGGUACGCGUGCGAGAUUUGUCGAGUGUUAAGCGUGCAACAACCAAAGAGUGCAGUGAACGAAACCAAAUCGAUACCAAAAGACGGAACGUAGAACAGUUUAGGGGAAGAAAGAGCAGCACGCGUGUCGUUUCUCGGUUUCCGAAAUGACGCAACGAGAGUGUCGCUUGUGGUUCGCUUGAAAGUACCUAGUUGAUCAAGAUUCAGGAAGGAAACAGUAAAAGUGACGAGCCAAACCAGGAAGAUCAAGACGUCCAAGAUGAUGAAAAAGGAGAAACCGAUGAUGUCGGUCACCGCCAUCAUCCAAGGGACUCAGGCCCAACAUUGGUCGCGUGGAAACACUUGGUUAAGUCUGGAUAACAGUAACAUGUCCAUGUCUUCGGUGGGUCCGCAGAGUCCUCUCGACAUGAAGCCCGAUACAGCGAGUCUUAUCAGUCCCGGAAACUUCAGUCCCUCCGGUCCCAACAGUCCAGGAUCCUUCAACGCUGGUUGUCACAGCAACCUUCUGAGCACGUCGCCGAGUGGCCAGAACAAAGCAGUGGCACCAUACCCGCCGAACCACCCUCUUUCUGGUAGCAAGCACCUUUGCUCGAUCUGCGGAGACCGCGCCAGCGGCAAGCACUACGGCGUCUAUAGCUGCGAGGGCUGUAAGGGAUUCUUCAAGAGGACCGUUCGCAAGGACCUCUCGUACGCGUGCCGCGAGGAGAAGUCCUGCAUCAUCGACAAGAGGCAGAGAAAUCGUUGUCAGUAUUGCAGAUACCAGAAAUGCUUGGCUAUGGGUAUGAAAAGGGAGGCGGUCCAGGAGGAACGUCAGCGCACCAAGGAGCGGGAUCAGAGCGAGGUGGAGAGCACGAGCAGUUUACACUCGGACAUGCCGAUCGAACGAAUCCUGGAGGCUGAGAAACGAGUCGAAUGCAAGAUGGAACAGCAAGGAAAUUACGAGAACGCAGUGUCGCACAUUUGCAACGCCACGAACAAACAGCUGUUCCAGCUGGUAGCAUGGGCGAAACAUAUCCCACAUUUUACGUCGUUACCACUGGAGGAUCAGGUACUUCUACUCAGGGCUGGAUGGAACGAACUGUUGAUAGCCUCCUUCUCUCAUCGUUCCAUCGACGUGAAGGACGGCAUUGUUUUGGCGACAGGUAUGACCGUUCAACGAAACACGGCGCACCAGGCUGGCGUGGGCACGAUAUUCGACAGAGUGCUUUCGGAGCUCGUCUCGAAAAUGCGCGAGAUGAAAAUGGACAGGACUGAGCUUGGUUGUCUGAGGUCCAUCAUUCUCUUCAAUCCGGAGGUCCGAGGACUAAAGUCCGUCCAGGAAGUGACUCUGCUUCGCGAGAAGAUUUACGCAGCCUUGGAAGGAUACUGUCGCGUGGCUUGGCCUGACGACGCUGGCAGAUUCGCGAAAUUAUUGUUGCGCUUGCCUUCCAUCCGGUCGAUCGGACUAAAAUGCCUGGAGCACUUAUUCUUCUUCAAGAUGAUCGGCGACGUGCCUAUCGACGAUUUCCUCGUGGAGAUGCUAGAAUCGCGAUCAGAUCCUUAGGAGCAAACGGUGUGCCGCGUUCUGGGGCACACCGAUCUGUGAGAGAACAAGGAUACGUAUGCAUAAACAAAAAAAUGAGAAAAGAAAAAAACGACAAAAAUACAACAUUCAAGGUAAACGUAAAGAAUCUUCGCCGAUUACCGACGCCUCCAUACAAGGCAUUCUCACGUCGAGCAGCGAGAUGGAAUUUACUUACAUUUCCCUUCUCACUUUCUUAUUUAUGACUUUAUUAACGGUUCUUGUUCGACGUAAGGAGGCAGUCUUUCGUUCGAUUCGUAUCGAGAGCACGGCGGAAGUCGCAACGAUGCACUCGGAUAGAAAUAACAGUGGUGUUGCUAGAGCUUUUUAGCGUUGAAAGUUUGUGACACGUCUGUCAUGCCAUCGUCCGAGCAAAGUUCCCCGUAGACGUGUAACCUCGUCACUGAAUUAGCGAUCUUCGAUUAGCACGGGUUUCGAUUGCGUCUACGUCGAUCCCACUGCGCCCCCUGCAGCCAUGGAAGUUCCUAAGACACUCACGUUUCGUUUCUUGUUGUCAUUCACAUGUUGUCCCUCCGCCAACGAGUCAGUCCUCAUUGCUUCUCAAGUCUUUCAAAAUAGUUUUACGAAUCGCCGGGCGACGAUCCUCUUUUGCAUCAUCUUCGACGUGGGCGCAAUCUAUGCAUAAGUUCUCGGGUAUUUUUACAUUCCAACUCUGCCUCGAUUCGGAUCGUCACUUGGAAGAGCCACGAUUGCAUAUAGAUAAUAUACAUACUUGCAUAAAUGAAUGCGUUUUACACGUGUGCACUACGAUAAUUUAUUGUUUUGUAUUUUAGAAUAUAGAAAGAGAUAAACUUACUAAUUCAUUAUUAAUUGAAUAUGUUAUAAUAGUUCUUUUUUUACAUAUAUAUUAAGCUUAAUAUAUACAGCUUAUGUCUGUAAUAAAAUAUCAAAACAACGUCAUCGAGACGUUAAGGAUCAUUGACACGUUAUUGAGAUAUUCGAAUGUAAAGACUUUUACAUUGAGAGAGAUUUUCACUUUUGGUAGAGCAAAUUCUCAUGAAAAUUUCAAUUAGAUACACAGUUUUUCGUACCAAGUUUUCUGCCUUUUGUCUCUGAUUGUAAUUUUACAGUGCUAUGUAUAACGGCAAAUAAGGUGUAAAUGUUUCUCGAUAGUUUAUUGCCUAACGCAAAAAUUUUCUUUUCUUUUGGAAAUGUUCGACGCGCUACGAGAUAUAGGAAUUCCUAAAAUUUCAAAGAGAUACUUGCAAGAUGUAUGGUUAUCCUUUAAAUCUAGACACAUAGGAAUUAACUGAUCAAGGACAGAGCUAAGAUAGAUACUUUACUGUCGUUGUUAGAAAUUUACAGAACUCUUUUAUGAUUUCAACUGAAGGAUGUAAGAAAAUAAUAAUUUUAUGCACUGUAAGCAUCUAUUUUAAUUCUAUUUUUAUUAUAUUUGUAGUCUUUAUAUAUAUAUAUAUAUAGAGAGAGAGAGAGUAAUGAAAAAUUUUAAUCUUGUUUUUUAAAGAUUAUAUUUUUAACUAGAUAAUUAUUGACCUGAGUCGGUUGCAAUAAAUUCCAAAUUUUAUAUUUUAAUCUUCGAUUUAGUUUAAGGUUAUGAAAUUAGUGGAAUAUGUAUUUUAUAAUCUCGUUGUCCUGAUCUUAGUGCAUUAAUUCGGAAAUUUAUAGAAAUUUAUUUAUACAUUUUUUUGUAAAAUAUCUCGAAAGAUAUAUAUUUAUCUUUAUUUUAUUUCGAUUGUAAAUUUUACGAAAAAAAAUUUAUCUUAACAUCCUUCAGUUUUAGUCAUCUACAUAAAUUACUAUAGUACCCUAGAAAUCGUAAGAAAUGAUCAUACUUACUUCGAUAAUAUAAAUUAUGAUAAUAUUAAAUAUUAUUAAACAUAUUUCUAUUUUUGCGUGAAUGCUUACGAUUGUUAGUUGUUGGUUAUUGUUAUCUAUUUGAUGAGAGUUUUUAAUGUUAUGCAUACCAUGAGAGAAACACAAUAUUAAAUUUCCGAUUUUUUUUUGGUAACAUACUGGAGUUGCUGUUCAUUUCAGACGCCUGCUAUAUUAUUUUUUAGUGUUCUUAUAUGGAAUGAUAAUGAUGAACCUUGAAUAUUACUCUACUCAAUUAGCACGAUUUUAAAUAAUUUGUGACAAAUGCAAACCAAAUAACGCAAUUUAUAUAUAUUUAUAAAAUAAUAGGAAAACUUUAUCACAAUUUUGUAAUCUAUUUCCUUUGUCGUAAUGUUCUGUUUUCUUUAUAUUCACUUCAAAAAUACAUCUUGACCAAAAUUACCUCUGAACAAAA
Messenger RNA from Hylaeus anthracinus, 3970 nucleotides. RefSeq names its product retinoic acid receptor RXR (gene Usp). The coding region runs from base 400 to 1683 and encodes 427 amino acids. Gene Ontology annotation, biological process: positive regulation of transcription by RNA polymerase II; cellular response to ecdysone; anatomical structure development. NCBI's taxonomy places the organism in Eukaryota, Metazoa, Arthropoda, Insecta, Hymenoptera, Colletidae. The transcript has 7 exons. The record is from RefSeq and is a predicted model, not a curated record. Gene Ontology annotation, molecular function: nuclear steroid receptor activity; nuclear receptor activity; zinc ion binding. Gene Ontology annotation, cellular component: activator ecdysone receptor complex; nucleus.